Messenger RNA from Bipolaris sorokiniana ND90Pr, 1645 nucleotides. RefSeq lists its product as uncharacterized. The record is from RefSeq and is a predicted model, not a curated record. Bases 252 to 1511 code for a protein of 419 amino acids. The transcript is spliced from 3 exons. Lineage: Eukaryota; Fungi; Ascomycota; Dothideomycetes; Pleosporales; Pleosporaceae. Gene Ontology annotation, biological process: polyketide metabolic process.
AGGGUUUGGUGGUGCCCAAGCCGAAAAUGCGCCAUAAGAUAAGUUGUGCCUCACGUGCUGUUGUACGCUGAGUACUUCUUCAACUUUUGUUUCUACCUCGGAAAGCAUCCUUGGCCAUCCUGCAGCGGAAAUCGGACGUGACCAGCGCAGAACUGGGCAAGCCUCACAAAUAUUAGUGGAGCUGCAACAAUCCUGGCCUGACCGAAGCGCCUGAUGCGAACGCUUUUUCAAGCAACACCAACCACGACGAUAUGGCGCAACAAUUCCUUGCAGACCGCAAUGGCUGGCUGUCGUUCAGGAGUAGCACGCCGCUGCUCUACGUUACCGCUGAAGAUGCCGAGUUUGAUAUCCACACCAUGAAGGCGUGGCGCGAUGAGGGUUUUAUCGUCGAAUACAUCCCCAUGGGCAAUGGCGGGAAGCAAUAUGUGCAGACGCUUCAUAAGUUGGGUGAGAACAUGAGUAUUGGAGAGCGUUACGCUAUCGUAGCUUUUGGAGACGCAGCGGCUGUGUGCUUAGACGUCUUUUCGGAGCCCAGAGCCGCGACCUCGAAACUCUGUUCCCUCAUCGCUUACUACCCGACUUCGAUUCCCGAUACGCGACAUCGCUUCACCUCCUCUUUUCGCGUCCUCGUACACCUCGCAGAGGGCGCAUCCGGAAAUGAGUGCACUGUAGGCGUGGUGCGCCGUCCGGAAGUCCUCGGCAUCCAGGGCAAGCGGAAAACCGUGCAGAAGCGCGUCACACCUGGCAUUGGCGUUGGAGGUUUGCAGGACAAGAUUUUAUAUCCUUGUUUCACGUACGAAGGUGUAGACGCCGGAUUUGCCGAACACGAUUUGCCCGAAUAUGACGCCGUCGCUGAUGCGCUCGCAUGGAGCCGGAGUUUGAGCACAGUAAGAAAAGGCUUCAGCGCUGAAGUUGACUUGGAACGAGUACUGGAACAGAACGAAGAGCAAAAAUUCCAUGGCAAGGCAGUCGAUAAGCUGUUAGAAACAUAUACUCGAAGCCCAAGGCCCUCUGUAAACUUUACCCCAACGAUGACGGGCGGCAUCGGUGCGUCUGACCUCAAACGCUUCUACCGUGACUACUUCCUGAGAAGCUGUCCGCCAUCCCUCCACAUGCGCCUCAUUUCGCGCACUAUAGGCGUCGACCGUAUUGUCGACGAGAUCUACUUUAAUUUCAAACACACUUGCCAGAUGCCCUGGAUCCUACCGGGCGUCCCUCCUACAAACGAAAAAGUCGAAAUUGUCGUCAUAAGCAUUGUUGGCUUCCGUGCUGGCAAGAUCUGGAGCGAGAGGCUAUAUUGGGACCAGGCUAGUGUGCUGUUCCAAGUUGGAUUGCUGGAUCCAGAAGAAGUCCCGAAGGAUUUCAAGGGCAAGACUAAGGGAGGUGACGAUGAUGAAGAUGAAGAUGGCGAGGGAGGCCUUGAGAUGCUGCCUGUUAGUGGGAGCGAGGCAGCGAGAAAGGUUAUGGAUGUUGAGAGUGAGGAGUUUAAUGAUAUGAUAGAUGAUUGGUAGGCGUUCUAGAGGAUCGAGGGAAGAGGAAGAGUGGAGAUGUAUCGAAUCUUCUGUUCAUAUGUUCGCUUCUUUUGCUUUGCCAUUGCCCUUACUUAUGUUUUAAAUAACUUUGAAAUAAUUGGAAUACUCCCUAG